UAAAAAAUACAGAAUUUUUUGUGUUCAAACUAUGAAAAAAUCACUUUAUGUUUAGACAAUAGACGUAUGGAUAGCUAUAAGUAACGGAAUAUUUCAAAUCAGUUCCCAGCCUAAUGUCAUAUUGCUCUAUGAUCGUUGAAAGAAAGGUGUCAAAACGAGCAUGCCGUCUUGUCCUUUGUCAUCCCAGCGAAAUGCCUUUUCAAAAGGAUCGUUUGGCAAUCGUUUCAGCACUAAAAAACACUUAAACAGUACACUUCAAAGCAGCCAUGAUCUUGGCAUAAAGUUUGAUCUCCAGUUACUACUUGAACGGCAGUCUUUAAAUGAAACAUGGAACAAACUAGUGAAAAAUGGGAUACUAACAUCUGAUCAGAUUAAUCUGUUGGUUGAAGCUACCAAUAACAAAACAAUAAGAAGUCCAAGUGGAAAUUUCCCUUGUGCAUGCUGUGAUGGGGAAUGUGAGUUAAAAUGUCAAAGCGUGUCCCAAAACUCAAUUGGAUCUUCAUAUAUUGAGAAACCAGUUAUAAAAUUUCUCAAUGCAUGGACAUGGAACAAGGAUGUUGGUUUGGGCGAUGUAAUAGAAUGUAGAAAGAAUCUCGAGAUUCAGUUAGAGGAUCUCUGCAUCAAAUCUUCACAGAGCAGUUUGAAUCUUCAAAAUUUAACGAAACAGCUCACCCUUUUCCGUCGACACAUAGAAGAGGUGAGGAAAGUUCGCCACUCAGAGGAUGCAAGAACUCGGGGGAUUGGAAAUCUGAAUAAAAACGAACUGGAUAAAUCUAAUGUUCAGAGAAAAUGGGUGUAUGAAGAAGUAGGCAGCAUUUCAUCAGAGAAGAGUAAAAAUCCUGUGUCAUCACCUCACACAAUUGUCACCACCUUAACUGAAGUAGGAUCUAAUGCUGCACUUAAUUUUCUAUUUGCAUUUUUCCGUCGCGCAUGGCAAUCAGGCGAAGACGGAGAUGCCUGUUUUGAGUUGCUGAUUCAUGCACUAGAAUCACUUCGCGGUUUACCUCCCGCGUCUAUCUUUCGUCUUCUACAUCAAAAGGAUAAUAGCACAUAUGACCUCUGGUUCAGAUUACUCAACAAAUCUGUCUCAUUUCUGCGUUCCAUAAUUUUCGAAGAAAGUUCGUGUUCCAUUCCUCUACGGGAUCGACAUGUGGCGCUACAACUUCUUUUAGAAGUCAGCAUACAACGUGGAAGCCUCCUCUGUGUUUUACAUGCUAUACACCUUCUGCUCGAAUUAUGGGACGUGGAGGAAAGUGGUCAGGACAACCGUUCAAAUAAUCGAGGUCUUGCGAUUGCUCCCUUAAUUCUGACGCUCCGCCGUUGGAGCGCAGUACAGCAAGAGCAGACGGGGGGUUCCGAAAAAUACAGUGAUGAAGAAUAUGCUACUAGUCCAUCGGCUUGUCUUUUAAGACAGGCAAGCUUGUCGCCUGAAUCCGAAGACGGUGACAAAGAUGUCGACGUUGACCUUUAUCAAGCAGCUGUGCUUAUUUUGGCUCACUUGGAUCAAUUAGCAGCUCCAUUUAUUCAUCCACCACUAUCGGAUCGAACAGUCAUUGAAAACACUUUAAUUCGAUUGGAUUUAAAUGCCUUGACGACGACAGAUCGUUACGCCGAGGUCCACAAACUUUCAAUCACAAUCGAACAAAUGAUCUGCACUGCCCUUGGCCUAUUAAUUCUAUCCAGCGAUGGCAAAGUGUACAUUAUCGGCUACACCGAUCCAGAACCGACUAUCCGAAUUCUCAAAAGUUUUUCCGCUUUUUCGGUUGCGGAAAUUAGUUUUAUGGCCGGCGCUUUUGUCUGUGUUAUCCUAACGCAUGCUGGGCAGGUCUACACAUGGUCUUGGAUGGCAGACAGCGAAGACAUUCCAAUGAUGAUCAUCCCAGAGCAAGAUAUUGUUCGAAUUAGUUGUGCACAUGAAUAUGGCGUUGCCCUGUCUGAGGACGGGGAUAUUUACAUUUGGGGGGCCCAGCCAGGCGGUCAAAUGCAGCAAGCCAUGUUAUUUGGGAAUAUAUGUUCACAAAGGAUUGUGGACGUACACUGCUGCUCCGAUCAUGCCGUUGUUGUCACCGAGGCGGGAAGUGUUCACUGUUUUCAUCUCAGUGAAGCAUUUGGGAGCCAAAAUAGCCACAUUAGUCGUGCUGCCGCUACGCAACAAAGCCCCGUCGAAGCUUUGUUGCAAUAUAACAUACAAAGGGUCUGGCUACUUCCAUUGGACCAGUGCAACCCGUUCAACUGUAACUGUUGCAUAGUGGGAUUAACAGACAAAGGUGUACUGUACGUCUGCCCAGCUCCGUUCAAUCAGCAACGCUGGAUGCAUCAUAUGGGAGCCAUGUCAAUUAAAGGCCUUGAGGGACGAAGAAUUGCACAGGUCGAGACGGCCUACAAGCUUCUACUCAUCCGUACUGAAAAUGGUCAGGUCUUUGGUUGGUUUCCAUCCGGAAAAUUCCCUAAUUCGCCGGCGUCACAUAUGAGCCAGUCGUGGAAUUCCGCCUUUCAAAAUCGUUGGCCAAUCCACGUGACUCCAAUUGCCGAACUAAACUCGUCUUUUCAAGGGAUUUCCACAGAUGGCACCGAGAUUUUUGCCUGGGGUAGCACUUGCAGAAAACCCGUUUCAAUGGAGUAUCUUCCCUAUAUUUUAGAGCCUACCAACGAAACUUUUGAGAUGUUGGAGCUCUUAUUGGACCGUGUCUGUGUCAAUUUGGAUCCGCUAUCCGAUUGGCCACCCCCACAGGAUGUAGAGUGCAUUGCCGUGGCUUCACUGAACAUACUCAAGCUUCAAUUUCAAUGGCUUUUGAGUCAUGGAGAGCAAGCCGAUGGUGGACAUCACGGUUGCUCGUUGGCGGUACUGCAGCGCCUGAAAAAUCACGUCAUUGCUUUGGCAGGUGGCAAUCCAAAUCUCGGAGCCUUACAGGUGACUGCUCAAGGCGUACUUCAACUAGCCUGGAGUUUUCUUCUGCCUACUGCGUCUGAAAGAGCCUUAGCAUUAGCUACGCUUCUACAACGAAAUGAUGAAUACGACAGUUGCGGUGGACGCUUCAUGGCGGAUUUACUGGUGACUUCAAUGAUGGCCGAUGGUGGAUUGGAAGCAGCCUUUGAGGCAUCGCUGCAAGUUGAAGCCAAUGAUCUCGAGAUGAACGGACGGCUUGGCAAUGAUGCGGUAUGGAGAGUUCAAACACAGGUCGGCAGUAAUCCAUUAACUCAACGAGCAAUGGACGAUGCUGCUAACCAAGCCAAACUGCGCUCUCCUGAAGGUGGUUCUCAUACGUUGACAUCCACCAGUGUUCCGCUACCGCAGCUCGUCCGCCAGCUCUUAAAGAAUUUUAGCCAACAAUCGCUUGUCACGUUGAGGAAUAUAGGGUGUUGCAUCGAAGAGCCAUCACCUGUUGCCAACGAUCCCAGUCUUCAGUUGUUGCUGCAAUUUCAAAGGUUGCUGAUGAUUCGGCUCUAUUCUGAGGAGUCCUUCAAUCAUGCAGCCAGUGGUCUAUUGUUUAAGUAUGUGGCUUGGCUGUGUGAAUACGCGACUGAAAAUCUCGAGGCUUGCUCAGUUUUGCUGGGUCAACGGCCCAGCAUUGUGGGUAGCUUGGUUACUGUUCUUCGAAGUAGUGUUGUAGGUAUCCUGUUGGCAGAAUUCGUUAUCGGUCUCAUCCUUUUAGAACAACAGCGUCCCGAACAUCACUUGUAUUUGCCUCUGGACAAACUCAGUUCGAUACUUGUUCUCUUGAAUAAAGUGGCCGGACAGCUACCCGAACAAUUUGUAGAAAAAGAAAUCAUGUCAUGGCCGGGCAUCUUUGCUUGGCCGACAACUGCCAGAGAACCUUCUCAGUCGAGUGACACUCCUCGACAUCGUCCCGCAGUUCCAAAACAGCUUCAAACGCUGCCAGUGAUUCGUCGGGCAGAGUUCGAAAACCAUAAUAAAGAUGGGGGACUGUGGCUCAUCAUCAACGGCAAAAUCUAUGAUAUUCAAGAUUUUAAAACAAUAGCUCCUUGCGGUGCGGACCUUCUCAUUCGAUGGGCUGGUUCUGAUGCGACUGACGCGUUCGCGAGUGCGUGCCAUUCAACAUCGGCCCAGACCUUGCUGCAAAGCUUUUGCGUCGGAACGCUUGAAGAAGAAGAACAAGACGAAGACAAGGAGAAAGACAGUUGCCACGCUUCCGUCCCAUUGGCUAGCGCUGCCGCUAUUGAAAGUUUCAGAGACUUGGCCUUCCAUUUGAGUAUCUUGAUCGGCGCUAAUUGCCGUAAAUUAAUCCGUUCGCUUUCGUUGCAAUCGUCCAUGGAUAACUCUUCUGAAUGGUUAAACGCGGCCUUUUUAAAAGGAGGCUUGCAGGAAGAAUUACCGGCUGAUCCUUUCAACGAAGAGAAAGGGGACGUACGGACUUGUGGAAGUAGUUGCCCUCCGUCCGUUGCAUCAACUCCUGGCGAUGCUCCAUCGAUUCCGCAAGAGACUCUGGAUCCUCCCAAAACAGAAUUCGAACGCUUGCAAUUGUGGUUGUAUCAAUUGGCAGAGAAAUCUUGCGAGAUGGAAGAUAUGCCGUUGCGAUCAUUCCGAUCCGUAGUCGUUCAAAAUCAGUUGCUCGUGGGUCCACCCAAUUUGGAUCAGGAUCAUCCGCUGGAGGAAGUUGGCUGGCUGUUGAUCGCCGUAUUGCUCUAUCAUCACGGUGUGGCCAGUCUGGUUUUUAACAAAGCACAGGCCGAAACGAACGCGCUGCCCGUUGAAAUUAUGGCGCUGUUCAAGGCCGUUCAGCGAUUAAAGUGGCAGCUCUUUCAAGAACGCCAAAAAAUAGACCAAUCACACAAGGAAGUUUGCAGUCCCGUAAUUGAUAAAUGCAGAUUUCUUCUUUAUGAAGUUAAACCAGUCGUGAAAUCGCAAGAGUCAGGAACCCCGACAGGCAAUUCUUCGCGGUUUCGGCAAUUGAUCAAAUCUUACUGGCACUCUAUUGUGGUUUGUGAAGAUUCGGCUACUUCGACAAACACGAGCCGCGAAGUGUUUUCAACCGAAUCCAAUAAAGGAGACGAUUAUCGACUAGAUCCUUCGUUAACCAACGACAUUGUGACGUUUAUUUGCAACAAGGAAAUUACCGACGUAGAAACCGUACGCAGAGCAAUAGGCUGUCAGGUGAGACGAGCCAAUCUUCGUCUGAAUGGCUACCGUACCCUUUUGCGCCUCUUGUACGCCAACAGGCUGAACGACAGCAGCUUAGUUGGUCUGUUCGUCGGUUUCCUCGGAUGUAACGAAGCCGGCCCGAUAUCACCCCUGGAACCUGCUCGUUUCGUUUCCAUCCAGGAUCAAAUGUCCUUAUCUGCCCUUCGCAAAAUGCUCCUUCGUUUCUGUGCGAAACAACUUCAAGCCAUCGUGUGGGAUUGUAGGAGCCAAAGCUUGGACAUCGAGUACCAUCAGAAGAGUAGGAUGGUCGCCUUCCUGCUAUCGAUAGUCAGCUCAGCCGCGUUGUCUGGCGAGGAAGCCGAUGUGCUCGUCGCUCUCGGCAUACCGGCCAUUGUUUUCGCUUUGCGCAAACACUUGGCCUUCCCAUCCCAGAUGCCAGACAUGUCCAACGUCCAAGUUAUUUUGGAUGAAGGAGUCAGCCGUCGCAAAGGAGUGACAUCAACCGGUAAUGACUGUUUGGCAACGCUCGCUUUAAGUGGCGCCGAAGCUGCUGCCAUGAUGAAAAUUGGUGCCCGCGUCGUUAGAGGACCCGACUGGAAAUGGGGAGAUCAAGAUGGCACUCCGCCUGGAGAAGGCCGGGUCAUUGGGGAUCUUGGCGAAGACGGAUGGGUGCGAGUGCAGUGGUACAACGGAGCCACCAACUCGUAUCGGAUGGGCAGGGAAGAUAAAUAUGAUUUGCGAUUGGCCUAUCCCACGACUCCUCAAUGUCCCGCAGCUAAAACGCUGGAUGCGAUUAGCCCCCAACAUGAAACCAAUGAACACCUUCACCAAUGCUUUCCGCAAACAACAAGCCUUUGCGAUACCAAAAAUCCACGACACACAUUACUUACGCUUUGCGACACCUUUUUGCUGUCGCAUUUUCUUCAAAUUGCUACGCGUCCGUCUUCGAAUGAAAACGCAUUGGCAUUGACUGUAAGAACGUGGCGGGCGAGCGUUGAGAAUCGCCACGUGCACAAACAAUUGCAAGACACUCAGUGGACGGAGCUCCCUUUCAUCCGCACCAUCGCGUCCGUUUCGCUAGGCAGCCAGUCUACGAUCCUACACAGAGAAUUUUGUUCGCCGUUGUGGUUGCAAUUGCUUACAAAACUGAUCAAAGCUGGUGGCGGUGAUCCAGCGUGCGAGGAGACCUCGUUUCCACUGACGGCCCAACUUCAAGCCAUCGACUUAUUACGUGUACUACUGCCAGACUGGUCCGGCACUGUUGAACAACAGAAAGAAUUCUUGUGCCAGUUGGUGGACAUUUUAGCUGAACAUGUUUUGCUUUCCAAACCCGAUGUCGUUCUCGAACUGGCCCACGCGGAAAAUCGGCCAGCCCAAGCAGAUUCUGAAGUUACGGUUCCAAAGGUUCCUUUGACGAGCUGUUACAAUGCCACUGUUGCCGAUGCUCUUGUUGGCUUACUUCGCCAUCUGUACGCUUUUCCAAAGUGGACUCACAUGAUAACUCAUUUGCUGCUGCGAACUGGUUUCGGCAAUUAUUACGCGGCUUCUUUAGCGUUCAUUGGUGGCGUGACUAGCAAGCCUAGGAUCGGUGGUGACAUUGUCACUCCUGAUGGCCGCCAGGGUGUUGUCAUGUGCAUUCGGCCCAACGGACAGCUCCACGUGCAACUGCAGACGUCGGGGGACGUUGUGUUUGUGCCCUUAUCGUCUGUCCGUGCGACGCCCAGCUUGAUGGAAAUGCACUCGGUUCCUCUGACGCAAGAAAUCGUUGCAUUCUUCAUACAGUUGUUGACGGCCGCGACAGAGGAAAUGGGGAAAGUCGAGGGUUUCGAUGAGGACUUGCUGCGGGAACAGCUCGUUAAAGCCCUGCAAUUGAAAGCCUCACGAGCUGUUCUAUCACAUCCAAAGUGCUUGCAAUUGGCGUUGAUAAGCCCUCUCUCUGUCGAACUGUCGCAGACAUCGACCGUUGUGCAGAACUCGUCCGUCUUUCCUGUGCCCACACUCGUCACUGCCCGCCUUGCCUCUGCUAGUUUGUCGGGCCCUUAUUCUCUGGGAUCGUCUUUGCCAGCCGUGACGAAUUUCUCCACGUUGGAAUCAACUGGACUUCAUAAAUCGCACUCUCUACCCGAGUUAGACCAGCAACCGCGUUCUUCUAAUAUCGGACAUUCGACAACGGAUCGAUUGUUGCUUCAUCAUUUAUUACAAAAGGCUCGGCUAUCUUGUCCAGUCAAAGCUACGUUAACUAGAAACGAGCUUGAAACAGCCACAGAGGAUUUGCUACAACAUUUGUCCUACCUUGCUCAGACUGGCCAAAUUCCGCAAGAUACUAUUACUGCCCAUCCCAUGGAAGAUUCUUCGACUGUUACGACAGUGGGAGUACUAGGAGAAGGGUCUCCCCUACGAGAUCCACCAUCCGAAGAACAAAAGUUAACCGAAGAUGAGAAACCAAAUAAUGGAGGCCCACCGUCUCCACUCAUGUUACAACUCAUGGAAAUCGGGUUCUCGCGGACUGCGGUCGAAAUGGCCUUCAAAACGUUGGGGAGUGAAAGAGAAUCCAGCAUUGAAGCCGUCAUCAAUUGGUUAUUGGAAAAUCCGGAUUUGUCAAGUUCAGAUAUUAUGGAAUCGGACGGAAGGGAAGCCGCCGCAAUUGAGGCCGCAGCAACAAGCCAGCAACCCAUAUCGACAUAUUUGCGCCAAUCUGACUUUGCCAGUAGCGACGACUACGCCGCUUACGUUCGCGAUCAUAUAGCCAUUGGAAUGCACGUGCGUUGUUGUCGCAGCUAUGAUGAUCUUGGCGAAGGCGACGUCGGUCACGUAGUCCAACUUGACCGUGACGGACUACAUGAUUUGAAUCUUCAGGUUGAAUGGCAGCAAAAGGGAGGUACUUACUGGGUGCGAUACAUACAUGUUGAAAUCCUUGGAUUUGUAAAUCCAACCACAAUUAAAAAUGGACAAAAGCCAAUUAUUAGCGUUGGCGAUAGGGUUCGCGUUAAAGCGCAAGUUGGUACGCCAAAGUACAAGUGGGGAUCCGUGACGCAUCGCAGUGUUGGCGUCGUCAUAGGAGUUGAAAGCAAUGGCGACAUCACAGUCAAUUUCCCCGAGCAAAAUCGGUGGACUGGAUUGCUGGCCGAAAUGGAGCGUGUUGAGCCUUCGGAAUCGAACGUGUCCGCCAACGCCCCGUCUCCUUUACUGGGAUCUUUCGACAGCGCAACCGUAGCCGCUACAUUGCAAGAUCUCGGCGAGACUUCUCUUGCGGUUACUCAUCCGCUCGUCUUGUGUGACGGAUGCGACCUGAUGCCCAUCCGAGGGCCGCGAUUCUCCUGCCGUGUUUGUGAGGAAUUCAAUCUUUGCCAACAGUGUUUCAAUUCUACCAGCACUGGACACCGUCAUCCGUUUAAUAGAAUUGGUCAUCCUGAAGGGGCAGCAAUUUAUGCCGGUCGACCUGGACGUAAAGUGCAGCCAGCACCAACCAUUAAAGAUUUCGUGUGCAAUACGCGAUCGAACGCAGGACUGAUCACCGAUUGGGAAUGCUGCGUCAAAUCUCUGUGGGUCUCAUCACGUGAGAACUGGGCGCACAGGUUACUUGACCGCACUUCCAGCUAUUGGCAAAGUUGCGGAAUGCAGGGCAAGCAUUGGAUUCGAAUGGAAUUGCAUGCGGAUAUCGUUGUCCAUUCACUGAAAGUACUGGUCGAUCCAGCCGAUGGAAGUUAUACACCCUCGCUCCUAAUUGUUUCAGCAUCCGAUUCAUUGAGUGGGAUGAAAGAGGUGGCUGCUGUUUCGGUUGGACUACAGGAUACUUGGGUCAGUCUAAUAUCACCUCAGCAAAUGCAACAACCGUAUCGGUUCAUCGAGGUGGCCAUCAAACAGUGCCGCAACGGUGGUAUAGAUUGUAAAGUCCACGGCAUCCAGUUAGUCGGAAGAAACGUCGGUAAUGCCUUGCCGCUUGACGAUAGCGCAGCCCUAGCUCGUCUACUUCCUCCAGAUUUUGAAUUCGAACAGGUAGUUCAAUAUCAUUAUUACGAUGAUUGGCCAACGCUUUUCGUUAAUGCAAUCGUUCGAUUGCAGGCGGAUUCCGUGUUCAGCAAGAGCCAGCAAUCAGUGAAUCAAUCGCUGAGCUCAUUGAAUAGCGCCAAGCGAGUCUACGUAUGGGGCUUGAACGACAAAGAACAGCUCGGCGGGCCGAAAGGUUCCAAAAUCAAAGUCCCUCAAGCAGUCGAUUGGAUGGUUUCCCUACAACCCAUAAACGUGGCUGGCGGAUCAAAGUCACUGUUCCUCGUCACGCAAAGUGGAAAGGCCUACGCUUGCGGAGAGGGCAGCAACGGACGCCUAGGAUUGGGUCAUUCGAAAAAUGUCAAUACUCCUCACCAGAUAUCUGCUCUUUCACAAUACGUCGUUCGGAAGAUUGCCGUGCAUUCGGGCGGACGCCAUGCGUUAGCUCUCACGGCUGAUGGCAGAGUAUUUUCAUGGGGAGAAGGAGACGAUGGCAAACUCGGCCACGGGGAUGUUACGUCAUUGGACACACCGCGUUGCAUUGAAGCGUUGAAUGGAUUGCGGAUACGAGACGUGGCUGCUGGAAGUAACCACAGUGCAGCCGUCACAUCAUCCGGCGAAUUAUACACUUGGGGUCUCGGAGAAUACGGUCGUUUGGGACAUGGAGAUAACCUCACGCAGCUCACUCCCAAACGCGUGGACGCAUUGCUUGGACAGCGCGUUCUCCAGGUUUCGUGUGGCAGUAGAGAUGCCCAAACUUUGGCGUUAGUCGAAGGUGGACUUGUUUAUUCAUGGGGAGAUGGUGACUUUGGCAAAUUGGGCCGAGGUGGAUCUGAGGGUUGCUCGACUCCAUGUCUGGUGGACAAACUUUCCGGAUUAGGAGUCUGUCAUGUUGAGUGUGGGGCCCAAUUCUCAGUUGCAUUGACCUGCAACGGACACGUUUACACCUGGGGCAAAGGAGAUUAUUUCCGCUUAGGUCAUGGAUCGGAUCAACAUGUUCGAUGGCCUACGUUAGUCGAAGGCCUUAGAGGGAAGAAGGUCAUUGGAGUGUCUGUUGGAGCGUUACAUUGUCUGGCCGUCACAGAUGCUGGACAAGUGUUUGCGUGGGGAGAUAACGACCACGGUCAACAAGGAAAUGGGAGUGUCACCGUAAAUCGACGUCCUACAUUAGUGCAAGGAAUAGAUGGCAUUAAGAUCACUCGAGUGGCGUGUGGAUCAUCUCACAGCGUGGCUUGGACAGCACCGGAACCUCCAAGUGUCGCCCCGCCGGAACCGGUUCCGUUUCCCACUACUAAAGACCCGUUGGGUUCCACCGCAGCUGGGUUGACUGAAGGUUCGACUGAAAUGGGCCGUCAUUCCGUACAGCCGGCCAAAGAAAGUAGCGCAUCGCUAAGCCGUGCUUUGUUAUCACUGAGCAGCGUCGAAGCCCAGCAACGCGCUUUGCAUUGCGUCUUGUAUUCAAUGCAAAUUCAACUGUGUCGCGAUGCUGUUGUAGCGAUUUUCAGCCAAAGAGCGAUGAUAAACGACGACUCGCUAUCGCAGACGGGGCCAGCACAGCCCACGUCGGAUGAAAUUGAUGGAGAAGGGUCAAUGGAACAGUUUGAUGGGAUCAAAUUGAUCAAACACAAGGAAACGGCAGCGUUGUGGGAGCUCUUGAAAUUAUUCAGCUCCAACUGCAAACAUUCAUCGUCUGAGGCACGAACGACCCUGUCAAACGCCCUUCUUGCGGCUGCGGCCAAAGAAUCGUUUGUUCGUGAACUGCUGAUCGAAUUCUGCGUAGCCGAACUGGAAGAGGUGAGCGGAGAAGGUACGGGCAUUCAUCAUUUCAAUGCGGCUGGCUUUGGAGUAGGUUUAGGUUUCCCUCAACCUAUUGUCCAGGAAUCGUCACAUCCCUACACUGAUGACGUCACGUUGACAGGCCACGUGGUAUUGCCUGGUGCGGAAUCAUUGCGAGUUGAAUUUGAUCGACAGUGUUCGACAGAAAAACGUCACGAUCCCCUCACUUUAUCUGAUGGAGUGGGUAGAAUUUUAGCCAUUCGAUCAGGAAGGGACUGGGCCGACUGGUCCCAGGAAGUUCGCGUACAAGGCAAUGAAUUACGAUGGCGGUUUACUAGUGAUGGCUCUGUCAAUGGCUGGGGUUGGAGAUUUAUCGUCUAUCCAGUUAUAUCGCCAGGAGCCGCAGCAAGUGGCGAAGUGCAAAGCGAGCGGCUUUUAUUAGCUCGGCCUUCAGUGUCGGUGGUUGCUUGUCUGCUAGAUCCUUUGAUUAAAUACCUCAGCUGCCAAUCGGAUUCCCGAAAAGGCCGACUACCAACCAGAUUGGCCAUGGCUCUUGCCGGAUGUGCCCAACGAAGCGGCUCUUUAACUCCCAAAGAUCGAAUGUGGGCUCUACAACGUUUGCGUAGAAUACUCUCCACACCGGGAACAUGUGACGCACCCGCGUCCGCGAAUUCUGAAUCAUCAGAGAAUUCUGCUGUUCGAACUUCAGUGUCGUCGACAAUGAUGUCACCAAAAGACAUAAAUCAUGGAACGUUGGGAAAACUGUUGAGAAACCUGCCUGAAAUGUUGUUGCAACAGUACGAGUACGAAGAAGCUGCGGUUCGUGGAGGACAGCAACUGUUGCACAGUCCAUUCUUUCAAGUGUUGAUCGCUCUGGCGUGUGACCUUCGUUUCGAUCGUUUACCUAUUUGCACCAAUGACGGAUCACGCUGGUCUUGGUUCCGACGAUAUUGCGCUGCUGCUAGAGCGGCUACUGGACUGAUGCAAAGGACGCGGCUACCGGAAUCGUUUACGGCUGAUGUGAAAAGGAAAAUUUCUGAAAUCCAAAGUGAUGACACAAACAUAACGGCAGAUCACGAAAACCCGCUUUUAUUUAGCCACGAACACGAUCAACAGUUGUUGCAAUGGAUGAACAGUCACCCGGAAGAUUGGACUCACAGUUGGACAGCCGUUGGCGGUGGACAGAUUUACGGUUGGGGUCACAAUCAUCGUGGACAGCUCGGUGGUGUGGAGGGUGCUAAAGUAAAAGUACCAACGGUUUGCGAAGCGUUGUCAGCCCUUCGUCCCAUCCAAUUAGCUGGUGGAGAGCAAACUCUAUUCGCCGUCACGUCCGACGGCAGAGUCUACGCCACUGGUUAUGGAGCCGGUGGUCGUCUGGGUAUUGGAGGGGCAGAAAGUGUGACCAUGCCCUCACUCUUAGAAUCGUUGCAACACGUCUUCGUGAAGAAAGUUGCCGUUAAUUCGGGAGGAAAACAUUGUCUGGCCCUCUCGUCCGAAGGUGAAGUCUACAGCUGGGGGGAGGGAGAAGAUGGCAAGCUGGGCCAUGGCAACAAGCUUCCUUGCGAUCGACCCCGGAUCAUCGAAUCUCUUCGUGGCAAAGAUGUAGUUGACGUCGCUUGCGGCGGUGCGCACAGCGCGGCCAUCACCGCUUCGGGCGAAUUAUAUACGUGGGGCAAAGGGCGUUAUGGUCGACUCGGCCAUGGAGAUUCAGAUGACCAAUUGAAGCCGAAACUUGUCGAAGCCUUAGUCGGUUAUCGCGUGAAAGAUGUGGCUUGCGGAUCUGGAGAUGCGCAAACUUUGUGCAUCACCGAUGAAGACGGUGGAACUGUAUGGUCAUGGGGAGAUGGCGAUUAUGGAAAGCUGGGUCGAGGUGGAUCGGAUGGCUGCAAAAUUCCCACGAAAAUUGAAAGUCUAUCGGGUCUGUCCGUUAUUAAAGUAGAAUGCGGAAGCCAAUUUUCAGUGGCCCUUAGCAGCAAUGGAUCAGUUUACACUUGGGGUAAAGGCGACUAUCAUCGACUUGGACAUGGUGUCGACGAACACGUACGACGACCCAAAAAAGUGAUGGCCCUUCAGGGAAAGAAAGUGGUUUCCAUCUCCACUGGGGCGUUACACUGCGUCGUCUGCACCGACCAAGGCGAGGUCUACACAUGGGGAGACAACGAUGAAGGUCAGCUAGGGGACGGAACCACUACCGGCAUUCAAAAGCCUCGUCUUGUGGCAGCGUUGCAGAACAAGAAAAUUAACCGUGUCAGUUGCGGUUCUGCGCACACGGUGGCGUGGAGUACUUGCAAAGGAUGCACGACGCCAGUGGCCGGAAGUAGCCGACUUCCAACCAGCAUACCUUUGCAAUAUGAUUUAUUGAAGGAUAUCCCCAUACCUGUUCUUCGUAACCGACUGCUGUUGCUACAUCACUUUGCCGAAGUCGUGUGCCCAAUAUUGCCCAUGUUGCCCCUUGUCUCAGUGCACUCCAGGGAAAUGGAUGGCAGUGUGAUGGAAGAAACUGAAGGCGUCCUUUGUGGAAAUCAUGACCGACUUAGAGGAAUUCUUAUGGCCUCGGCGAAAGAAACAGCUUUUCGCAAGGUUGUGCAGGCAACGAUGAUUAGAGAUCGCCAACACGGUCCAGUGGUAGAACUCAAUCGUAUAGCGCUUCGACGUUCCCGAGCUACUGGAACAUCAGGAAACGCGGGUCCCAAUUCCACCGUCUUCGCUCAGAUGGCAAACAAACUGUCUUUAUUGUCUUACGAUGUUCUUAUGUUGCCUCACAGAACGUGGAAAGUCAAAUUUGUCGGAGAAAGCGUCGAUGAUUGCGGAGGCGGUUACAGUGAAAGCAUAGCCGAGAUGUGCGAGGAAUUACAAAAUGGCAGCCUGCCGCUACUGAUCCUCACCCCGAAUGGCCGGGAAGAAGCAGGAACCAACAGGGAUUGCUUCAUCUUGAACCCAAGCGCCAAUUCAGCGCAAAACUUGAAAAUGUUUCAGUUCUUGGGAGUGCUGAUGGGAAUCGCCAUACGCACUGGAUCGCCAUUGAGUCUCAAUUUAGCCGAACCCACCUGGAAAGCUCUGGUUGGUUUGCCUCUGAGUUUAAUUGAUCUGAAUGAAAUUGAUCGGCAUUAUUGGCCGGCGUUAUGCCACAUCCGCGACUGUAAAGACGCAGACGGUGACCUCACGCUUAGCCAAUUGGAUUUGCCAUUUUCGACGAGUUCAGCCGCCGGCCACGACGUCGCGCUUUCGCCGCACGCGCAUCGACGUAUCACGCGCGACAAUCGGGAUCUCUAUCUCAAGUUGGCUCUGCAUUUUCGGCUGCACGAAUUCGACGGCCAAGUACGCGCCGUCCGCCAAGGGCUAGGUCAAGUGGUACCGUUACCACUACUCUCCUUAUUCACGGGAUCAGAAUUGGAAGCAAUGGUCUGUGGAUCACCCGAAAUCCCGCUGGCUCUUCUCAAAUCGGUGACUACGUAUAAAGGAAUCGAACCUCAUUGUGCCCUUGUCCGAUGGUUUUGGGAGGUCAUGGAAGAGUACAGCCAUGUAGAGCGAUCCCUUUUCCUCCGUUUCGUCUGGGGCAGAACGCGUCUACCGCGAACGUUAGCUGAUUUUAGAGGCCGCGAUUUUGUUCUUCAGGUUCUUGAUAAGUAUAAUCCAGCCGAUUAUUUCCUACCGGAAAGCUACACGUGCUUCUUCCUGCUGAAGAUGCCACGCUACUCUUGUAAAGCUGUGCUCCGAGAGAAGCUGAGUUAUGCAAUUCAUUUUUGUAAAUCCAUUGACAAUGACGAGUAUGCUCGUGUGGCGGCUCCCGAGGUUCUGCACAACCCACCUGCGCACGAGGAAGACGCGGAAAAUGAAGCAGAAAGCUAAGUCUUUUUAUUAAUCGUCCACGAAAAAUAUUUUCCUUGUUAUUUAGGUUUUUAAAAAAAUGUUCAGUUUGUUUUCUCUUUCUAUCGCAUGUGUUUAAUGUCACGUACGAAAUACAAACAAACCCCAAAAAAAAAAAGCUACAA
Messenger RNA from Daphnia carinata, 14856 nucleotides. Its product is annotated as E3 ubiquitin-protein ligase HERC2-like. Gene Ontology annotation, biological process: protein ubiquitination. The record is from RefSeq and is a predicted model, not a curated record. Gene Ontology annotation, molecular function: ubiquitin-protein transferase activity; zinc ion binding. NCBI's taxonomy places the organism in Eukaryota, Metazoa, Arthropoda, Branchiopoda, Diplostraca, Daphniidae. The coding region runs from base 161 to 14713 and encodes 4850 amino acids. The transcript is spliced from 70 exons.